ACGUUUUUGGUUUUUAAUUUUUUUUUCAUCUUCAUGUCUAUCCUCUUCUUAUAUGAGCCUCAAGGUGUUGUAUAUAUAGCAUAUUGCCUUGUGCAGCUUAUUUGGCACUUGAAAUUUGAAAACUUGAUCUGCCUUUGCUUUGUUAUUUCAUUAACAGCACCCCUUUGGGCCAUAUAUUGGUUACCUCAACUGCUUUUCUGUUCAUCUUUCCAGAAUUAUUGUAAAGUUCCCUUUUUUUGUUCUGUCUUUUCAUUCUUUUUUCAAAGUGAAUUCCUGGGAUUUUUUGUUUUCAAUUGAGGGCACUAAAAAAAAAGAACUGACUGGAAUUUCCAUUUGUCUUGCUGGGUCCCUGAGAUUUGAAGUGUGUUGUUUUCCUUUUGGUGGGUGGAUCCUAAGUUCAUGAAUUCCCUCUUUUCUCCAGCCAAUUUGUUUUGUUGCUGAUUAAAUUAGUUCUGUCUGGCAAAGGUUUGAGUCUCUAGUGCUGGAAAAUUAAUCUUUGUGGUGAUUCAUGGUGUUUUUUUUUUUUUUUUUUUAACUGAGGACCUUCAAUUUUGUUUUUUGAACAUCGAUGGUUUUCUCACAAUCACAAAUCUAGUCUCCAAAGUUGGUGAUUUCAUAGGGGUGUGCUGUUAACUUUCCUGUUUCUUUCAUAUUCAAGCUCAAUUCUGGUUGUGGGUUUAUCUCUUACUGGAAGACAGACUUUGAGGUAGACUCCUUAUAAGUGCGCAGAAGUUCAAGUGUAGAGAAUGAGUCAGCCUAAGAUUAAACGCCGAGUUGGUAAAUACGAGGUGGGGAGGACCAUUGGUGAAGGUACAUUUGCAAAGGUGAAAUUUGCAAGGAACUCUGAGACAGGAGAGCCCGUGGCUCUUAAAAUUCUUGACAAGGAGAAGGUGCUAAAGCACAAGAUGGCUGAGCAGAUCAGGAGAGAAGUAGCUACAAUGAAACUAAUCAAGCAUCCAAAUGUUGUUCGAUUGUAUGAGGUCAUGGGAAGCAAGACCAAAAUAUAUAUUGUUUUGGAGUUUGUAACUGGGGGGGAACUCUUUGACAAAAUUGUAAACCAUGGAAGGAUGAGUGAAAAUGAAGCACGUAGAUAUUUCCAGCAGCUUAUAAAUGCUGUUGAUUAUUGCCAUAGCAGGGGUGUCUACCACAGAGACCUGAAGCCAGAAAAUUUGCUAUUAGAUACUUAUGGGAACCUUAAAGUUUCUGAUUUUGGUUUGAGUGCCCUCUCCCAGCAAGUUAGGGAUGAUGGACUUCUUCAUACUACAUGUGGCACUCCAAAUUAUGUUGCUCCUGAGGUCCUUAACGAUAGAGGCUAUGAUGGGGCAACUGCAGACUUGUGGUCAUGUGGGGUUAUUCUCUUUGUAUUGGUUGCAGGUUACUUGCCUUUCGACGACCCUAAUCUUAUGAACCUGUAUAAAAAGAUCUCAGCUGCUGAAUUUACUUGCCCCCCAUGGCUUUCUUUCACUGCCAGGAAAUUGAUUACACGAAUCUUGGAUCCAGAUCCCACCACUCGUAUCACUAUACCUGAGAUUUUGGAUGAUGAAUGGUUUAAGAAAGAAUAUAAGCCUCCCAUUUUUGAGGAGAAUGGGGAAAUCAACCUCGAUGAUGUUGAAGCUGUCUUUAAAGACUCUGAAGAGCACCAUGUGACAGAGAAAAAAGAAGAGCAGCCUACAGCCAUGAAUGCAUUUGAGUUAAUCUCCAUGUCCAAAGGACUGAACCUUGAAAACUUGUUUGAUACUGAGCAGGGAUUUAAAAGGGAAACAAGAUUCACCUCAAAAUCCCCUGCGGAUGAGAUAAUCAACAAGAUUGAGGAAGCCGCAAAACCUCUUGGCUUUGAUGUGCAGAAGAAAAAUUACAAGAUGAGGCUUGCAAAUGUGAAAGCUGGAAGGAAGGGAAACCUUAAUGUUGCCACAGAGAUAUUUCAAGUGGCACCUUCUCUUCACAUGGUAGAGGUACGGAAGGCAAAAGGAGAUACAUUGGAGUUCCAUAAGUUCUACAAGAAACUUUCAACAAGCCUGGAUGAUGUUGUUUGGAAAACAGAAGAUGAUAUGCAAAUGCGAGAAACAAAGUGAUGUGGAUAUUAUUAUCAUUGUCUAUUAAGUGUAAUUUUCUUCGUGUCUGAGGUUUUACUAUUUUCCAAUUUCUUCAUUCGUUAUAUUCCUCCCCCGUAGGUUUGUUUGGACAUUAAUUACAUAGUACUCAUUUAUUGCAUACCAUGCUAUUAUUUUUUGAAAGCAUGCAGAGUUCAUGUAAGAAUUUUACUCAUCCAACAGUCGCGGUUAUGUUCAUGAAACAAAAAAUUGUAAGAAAUUUGUAUAUUGUAUAUAUCUAUCUAUUUAUAUCUUUUCAA
Messenger RNA from Glycine soja, 2350 nucleotides. Its product is annotated as CBL-interacting serine/threonine-protein kinase 3-like. Gene Ontology annotation, biological process: signal transduction; protein phosphorylation. The record is from RefSeq and is a predicted model, not a curated record. The transcript has 15 exons. Bases 747 to 2072 code for a protein of 441 amino acids. Lineage: Eukaryota; Viridiplantae; Streptophyta; Magnoliopsida; Fabales; Fabaceae. Gene Ontology annotation, molecular function: protein kinase activity; ATP binding.